This is a messenger RNA of Mercenaria mercenaria, 4447 nucleotides long. RefSeq lists its product as uncharacterized. The record is from RefSeq and is a predicted model, not a curated record. Bases 150 to 2087 code for a protein of 645 amino acids. NCBI's taxonomy places the organism in Eukaryota, Metazoa, Mollusca, Bivalvia, Venerida, Veneridae. The transcript has 6 exons.
GUAAAUUAAGUUUAAUCGUCAUAUCUUCAGCGCACAUUAUCGGAAUACCACCUUUACAGUGCAAGCAGUUUUAUCCAGUUUAUAGAGAACUGACCAGUGGUUGCAUGGGUUCAGUCUGUUAUCGGCUGUGACUGGAUGAUAGACACGAAAUGGCGGCAGAAGAAAAGCCACAAGAGAUAUAUAUGGAGAACAUUCAACUAAAGGAAGAAAAUGCAAUUCUGAAACAGUUUAAAUAUUUGUCUGAUAGAGAUACUAGUGUUAGUAAAGAUAGAAUCCCAACGUGCAUUAAAGGAUUUGUACUGAAGAAGACUUUCUUGAAAGUGCUGUUGAUAGUCAUUGUUGCUGUCUGUGUGAUAAUUGCGUUUGUGCUGACGGAAAGAAGACAUGACAGUACACUGCAGUCUUUGGUUUCGGCUAUAACAUCGUCUAACAAAGAGACGCCUGGAGUUUACGGCGGUCUUUUACCUUUUGUCGCUAAUAAUGCUGGAAACACAGAUAAAGACAUUCUACAGAAGAAUUACUUAAACAUAGGGUUGCGUCAAGACUACCAACUUCAGGAAUGCCAAGGGGCAGAACUUAAACAGUCUUUCCCUGACGUGGAUUAUUCUUUUCUUGGCUACAAUAUAUUGAAAGGCUUCCCCCUCGCAACCGGGCAUGAUCCUGGCUUCACAUACCCACUUUUUCGGCAUGAUUACUCUUCUGGUGGCAUGACCGCGGACUGCCGGUACAGUGUUCCACGUGGUCUUGUAAUUAUCCCGGAUGUUUCGUGCGUAACUUCGUUUUCAUCAACAGAAAUACAAACAAAAUACGAGUUUUCAAAGUCAUUGUCAGUUUCCACUAGUGUUAAUGGAGGUGGCUGGGGAGUGAGUUUUUCUGCAAGUGCAGGCUACAAGGAGUCUUCGUCAGAAGUUUCCACCGGGGAAUCAGUCUAUAUUAUAUCGUCUGCUCAUUGUAACUACUACUUUAGUAAGCUGAUAACGGAAGAGGCUCCACUGUUUGACAAUGUCUUUGUCAAAUGGAUUCACAAACUGAAUGAAACGCACAAACUGAAUGCAACGAAUAGGGAUCCUGUGUACUUCGAAUUCUUCGAAACAUACGGGACACACUUUCCAACCGAGGUAACAUUUGGUGCAAAAUUUAUCUACGAGCAUAAAAUGUCAUCUUCUAAGUACGAAAGUGAAAAGAAAAGCGGGGUUAAUGUUGCUGCCCAAGCUAGCUACUCAGGAUUGUUUAGUGUAGGCGGUGGUUUCAGUUUAGAUUCCGAGCAGCAACAGGCGGCGUCCGAAUUCUUAAAAUCAGUUGAAACCAAGACAAUUACUGUUGGCGCUGCUCCGCCGGCAAACGGCGAUGCCAUGACAUGGGCGUCAGAGGUUAAAACUAGUCCAGUGCCGACAGCAUAUAAAUUAUCAUCGAUUGAACUUUUGUUUACUGACAGAUACAUGGGGAAAUUGAACGUCGAUUACGAACGUAUUCGUAAGCAUAUAGAAACUUAUAAACAUGAAUAUUGUCUGUAUCUGCGGAAACAAGGGGAGGUUGAGUCAUGUGAUAGUUUAGUUGCCGGAGUUGAGUUAGCAAAAACUAGAUUGUACGAACAUUACAAAGAAACGAAGGUUGCCAGAAGUUCGACAUGUAUCGAAAACUGUCUGGAAGAAAUAGAGUGUGUUGCAGUGACAAUGUGCAUUACUUGCGAAAGUAGCAGUUAUGAAUUCAAUACUUGCUUUAUGUACAAAGAAAGAGGAUACUCGACCACAGCAGAAAGAACUGAAACCGAAAAUGCAGUUUGGCAAAGCAAUAUAUUUCCACCAAAAUUAAGGUCUCAGAUUGAAUUUAGCGACACAACGGUUGUUGGCGUUCCACGUGGAUUUGAAAAGGAUGAAGACAAAACUGCAAGCCAGAGCAAAUGCCACGAGCUUUGCAUCAUGGACGCCCAUUGCGUUGCGUAUACGCACUGUGACUGUCCAAGCAAAGAAGUAAAGUGCAACAUGUAUAGCAAAGAGAGAAUAUCGGGGUUGGAAAAGGAGUCUGGCACGAAAGCAUUUUUUAUUUCGAGCCAUCAGGACAUAGCAACUACAACGGUACCGACAUAGUAGGUACAACAGCAAUCAAUGCAUUAGAGGACAGCAACAAAUGAAUUACCAAAAAUUGAGAAUUAAUAUUCUUUUUCUCCAUAUGUACGAAUGAUUGAUUUCUAAUGAAAGUGAUUAGAUCUAUUUAGAAGUAUUCAGGUAUAUUAAUCACGGAUUUACUAAUUCGUGCGCUGGUAUAACAGAUUAUAAUACAAAUAUAAAACGUCCAUGCUAUAUCAACGAUUCUAAUACGAUCUGAUUCAUUUUCCUAUUAAACAAAGAAGGCUGAAAACAGUGAAUUAUUUUACAACAAAUCACUGUUCUGACGUCACAAUUAUUACGUCUUAUCAUUAUUACAUUUUAUCUUUUACGGACAGUUACUUAAUUCAAUACAAGGCAAUCUUAUAUGUCAAUGAAUGGUUGAUCAAUAACGAACAUAAUGGUUGCUAUUUAACCUUUAGCCUGCUAAAAACUCACAUCCGAGGCAUAUACUGACACUUUCAAACAACAUCAAAAAGGACUUUUUGAGCGAUUUAACAAAGUUCCAAAAAUCUUUGUCUGAUCAUGGUAUGCACUGUUCGCUAUUCAGUCAGUAAAUUUUCAGUCAACGCCCCUUCGAAUAGUAAAUGGUAUUGCCAAAAAUGAAUGAUGGACCAGUCCAUUUUAGAAAUUUAGCAGGCUAAGGAUUAAAUUGGUAAUAAGUGAGUCAACGAUUGAUAACCAGUAUUAAACUAUACAAUAUCUAUAAAUGACUGCAAUUUAUUGUACAAUUAUUGAAUUCUAUAGCAUGCACACGAGUUAGGCAAUAACCAGAUGAGUGAUUUAUCAUAUUAAACAAACAGUAAUUAAAAGCUAUACAAUGUCCAUAAAUGGCUGAUUGCUGGUGUACAAUCACGUAAUUUAGUGUCCUGUCUAUGGAUACCGUAUAUUCACUAAUAAUAACCCUUCUCCUAAAAAACGUCUCCUACACCCUAUUAUUUUCCAAAAAGAAAAAUGCAUUGCAAGUUAAUUAAAGUCAUAUGUGUAUACAAACAAUACAACUAUAAUGUCAUGGACUACAUGUAUAAGUUGUUAUAAUAUUAUAAGUUGUAUUUAUAUUUCCAUUAAACAUUGGUAAAAUAUCCCAUUUUAGGGCCUUAAUAAACAGCUUCUUUUUUAAAGAUUUAAAACCACCGUGGCGUUAAUUAGAGUAAUGGUCUUUUAUGGACGAUAACUAAAUUGCAUGCCAUCUCAAUGACUGGUUGAUCUUGAAAUUCCAUGUAUUGCCCAUGAAUGGCUGACGUACAUUUACAAGAUCCAGUACAAUGUCAACGAAUUAAUGAUAUACUUAUUUGAAUGUAAAUUAUCUCUACGCUGUAUCCACACAUAGUUGUAUCUUUGAUGGUAAGCCUCAAGAAAACUAAUUUAAUACCGGGAAAAACUCUUGUUUUCUUCUGGGCGGGCAUCACAAAGUGGCACUGAAUGAAUAUUCGAGGGUUUUCUUGGUGAUGUCCAGUCCCGUAACUGCAAAAGAACGCGGGAUCCGUACGGUCGGGCAUUGUAUACACAGUCACCUGCAUGCGCUUUAAAUAAGGAGAAUACAUGUAUAAGUCUUCAACUACCAUGGCAGCUGCAAAAUCGUCAUGUUACCUCAAAUGUGUCACUGUAAUGUGGCUCUAGCGGCCCCUAAAAGGGUCUGAGUGCCCCCAUUUGAACAAAUUUGGGAGAGGACCUUAUAAUGAUUCUACAGACCAUAUUAAAUGAAAAUCCUUCAAACUGUCGGUUACAGGUAUUUCUAAUUUUGGCUCAGUCGGCCCCUAAAAGGGACCAGGUGCCCCAUUUGAACAAUAUCGGGCGAGGACCUUAUAAUAAUGCUACAGACCAGGUGUGAUGAAAAUCCUUCUGGCGGUUCAUGAGAAGAAGUCGUUUAAAUGUGUUUCUAAUUUUGGCUGUAGCGGCUCAUUAAAAGGGAUAAGUGACCACCAUUGAAAAAAAAUGGGAGAAUACCUUAUAAUGAUGCUAAAGACAAGUUGGAUGAAAAUCCUUCAAGCUGUUCAUGAGAACACAGGCUGCCAGUUAUUCAGAUCGUUGAUCAUAUCUUAGUAACAUUUGUGAAAUAAUCCAGCAUCGGGGAGCAUUAUUCGGUUUUACUGAUUCCUUGUCUAAGUAUGAAGGCAAUAACUUACAUAGUAUUCAAGUUAUGCCCCCAACAAGGUUUUCAAAAAAGGAGAUAGUUCUAAAAUGGUACCACCUAGAGUUUUUGUUCCUUGUCACUGCACUUUCUCUUAAUGAGCUCUUUCAUUUUAUAACGUUACAACUUGGUAUUUUCAAUACUUUUUUAGUUAUCCUUCCGAUUAGAAGCAUCGAAAAAAGGAGAUUAUUAAAAAAUGGGACUACCCAGA